CGCAAGCAGGCGGGGGGCGUGACCGGAAGAAGGUGUAUUUCAAAGUGGUAAUAGAUGGUUUUCUCACCCAAUAAAAUUGCAAUUUAUCCUCCUAAACCGGUAGAGCACGGGAGAAAAGGCGGGAGAGGCCAAUAAGGGCUGAGAAGGGCGGGCCGGUGCCGGACGAGCGGAAGUGGGUCUUCGUGAGGCGGUGGAGGCUUGCUUGAACGGGUCUCCUCAGCGGCGGCUGGAGUCGGUACGUCCUUGCCCGAGCUCAUCAGCCGAGGCGUCUGGCAGCAAACCCCAGCUCCAAAAUUUGGAAAUACUGCACAUCUAGUUGGCUCCAAAUUGUAAACCACAGGAUGAGUAUUCAGUGGGCAUGAGAGAUUGAGAACAUCCUACCACACCAUAAACCUUGGUGUAGAUCACUUCCUUUUCUGUGGAUUGAAGCCAGAGAGCACAAUGAGUACAAGAAAUCCUCAAAGAAAGCGGCGUGGUGGAACUGUGAAUUCUAGACAAACCCAGAAGCGAACUCGGGAAACAACUUCGACCCCUGAGGUUUCCUUGGAAACAGAACCCAUAGAACUUGUGGAAACUGUUGGAGAUGAAAUUGUGGACCUCACCUGUGAAUCUUUAGAGCCCGUGGUUGUGGACCUGACUCACAAUGACUCUGUUGUGAUUGUUGAAGAAAGGAGAAGGCCAAGGAGAAAUGGGAGGAGGUUGCGCCAAGACCAUGCUGACAGCUGUGUGGUGAGCAGUGAUGAUGAGGAGCUGUCUAGGGACAAAGAUGUGUACGUGACUACCCAUACUCCUCGAAGCACCAAGGAUGAUGGAGCUACUGGACCCAGGCCCUCAGGUACCGUCAGUUGUCCUAUCUGUAUGGAUGGAUACUCUGAGAUUGUGCAGAAUGGGCGUCUCAUUGUUUCUACAGAAUGUGGCCACGUCUUCUGUAGCCAGUGCCUCCGUGAUUCCCUUAAGAAUGCUAACACUUGCCCAACUUGUAGGAAAAAGAUCAACCAUAAGCGGUACCACCCCAUUUAUAUAUGAAAUGUUCACAACUGCUCAGGAUAGACCAAUGGACAGACAGCCAGGCUGGCCUUUUCUGCAUGGUAUCUGCCUCCAGUUUCCUGAGCUCAAAAAGACUUUCAAAAAUCAAUGUCUGAUGUAAACUGGUCUUUUGUUUUCCAACCCCUUAGAUCCUUUUGUUAUCUCGUUUGAUGCUAUGGAGCACGGUCCAGGGAUCCUCCUAGAUCAGCUCAGCAUCACUGCCCCUUUGGGUGGUCUGAGCCCAGAGUAGGGAAAAAAGGAGUCGGGCAUAUUGGGGUUGAGCAUCAUGGCUCCAGCCUCUUUAUGGAGCUUACAUGUUGGCCAAGUAGUUUCCCUGUUGGGAAAGUUUGCCCCAGCUCUUGUGUGUGCAGAACCUUCCCAAGGCACCUGUCAGUUAGCUGUUCUGCCUGCCAGACAGUGACCUGGCCAGACAGCCCAAAUAGCCCAAGGAUACCAGUGCAUGAGCUGCCCACGAAAAGCCACGAAAAGGUGGACUUUUAGUUUCCUUCCCACGAGAGCAGAGGUGACCUAUGAUUCCGCCUGAAACUCAUCAUUGGUGUGCAGUGUUUUCUGCAAAUCCAGUGACUCUGCAGGACGAUCCUGUUCCCUAAGAAUGAGAAAGUGCAAUAAAACCCGUUCUUCACCUGCUCUUCAGCAAUCUGGAAGCUGUAGCACUGCUGGUAUCCUCAGCCCAGUGUCGCCUAUGGGAGCAGUGCUCAUCCCACCCCAUGUCUGUUCACCAGCUGUUCUCAGGAACCCUACCCAUGCUCCAAAGUUCUUUUACUGGCACAGAACAUUGAAGGCUAAUAGGACAAGUGUUUGAGUGUCCUCUCUUUAAUGCUAAGAUGGGUCCUGUGUUGUCUACAGUGCCCUCCAACCCUCAGUUUUUCAGUUCCCACUGCCUAAUGUCUGCUCAAGCAUAGUAUAAUAGGAGGUGGUAGCAGUAGCAAUGGCCUUAUCAGCUGUUCACUUACAUGCUUUUGCCCAAGUCACCGUUGCCCAUUUGUCAGAGGUGUUGCCCUACUCAACCUCCACUGCCCUAGCUUUUCCCACACCCCUUGAAUAGAUAGGUAUUUCCAAAGCUGCUUGCUCUUCUAGCCAGUUGAGCUUUGAUCCUCUGGACUUUUGACUGCUCAGUGGGUUUUGGUCAGCAAAGCAUGGUGCCUCUUCCAGUGGGACCACAUAACAAUGUCUGCUCCACCGUAUAUGUGUGGGAGACUCUGGUGCUCACGGAGACAGGUGGAAAAUUGCCCCUGGGGACACCAGGCACAGGGCGGCUUGUAGAGGAUAGGCCUUGAAUGCCAGCCUGCCUCCACCUCCACACUACUUCCUCAGAGGGCUUCAAGCCAAACCAAUAGCCUUUUUGUGUGAAACAUCUUUGAGGUGGGAAAGGGACCACUGGAGCUUUGCUAGCAAUAACUGACUUUCAGUGUAAUGUUCUGAAGGAGCAGGGACUCAGCACAGAAUUCACUUUAAAUGGAGCUGAAGGAGUGGCCCUCCUCUAUGUGAAAAGAAAAUAGUUUUAUUCUUCAUUCUGACUUUCUAGCUGUUUGACUUCAGUUAGUUUGAAUGAGAGUAAUAGGUUUUUUUUUUCUACAUGGACUCAGAGGGUAAGAGCAUUAGCUCUCAUCAUUGUGAUGUGUGUGCUCUCCUCUCCCCCUUGGAUGUCACAGCCAUUGAUUUCUUUGUGGGCCUCAUGGACUUGGUCUUGUUAGUCUAAUGAAAGCCAGACUUCAAAGAGACAAGGCAACCAUGCAGCCAGUUCACCAGUAAAUGUGGUAACACCCACUUAAAAAUUUGUUUUCUCCUCAAGGACGGUGUAUGAAGUUGAUCAUAAAAGUUCUAUUACUUUAUCCUAAAUUAAAUUGAGAAAAAGAUGUGUUCUUCUAAUCAGACACUGCAUUAAUAGGGAAAGAUUGGUAUAGAAAAGAUUUUCUUUCCUUUUUACUUAAUGUAUAUAGUUUAACUCUUUUCUUUGUUACAUUUAAACUAUGCUCAUGGGUAUCAGUCUGUUUUGGACUAGUAUUAAAGAUGGAAAUAAAACAAUUUGAACUAAGUAUCUUUC
Messenger RNA from Mus musculus (house mouse), 3091 nucleotides. RefSeq names its product ring finger protein 4 (gene Rnf4). Lineage: Eukaryota; Metazoa; Chordata; Mammalia; Rodentia; Muridae. The transcript is spliced from 8 exons. Gene Ontology annotation, biological process: regulation of kinetochore assembly; proteasome-mediated ubiquitin-dependent protein catabolic process; negative regulation of protein localization to chromatin. The coding region runs from base 442 to 1026 and encodes 194 amino acids. Gene Ontology annotation, molecular function: ubiquitin protein ligase activity; identical protein binding; SUMO polymer binding. The record is from RefSeq and is marked reviewed. Gene Ontology annotation, cellular component: nucleus; nucleoplasm; cytoplasm.